AAUUUUCAAAAAAUAAAAUUGCAUGGGGUUAAAACAAAAUUAUUUGAAAUUAUUUUACGGCAUUGUGAUAUUUAAGUUUUAAUAGAAUCAUAUGCAUAAAAAUUCGAUUAAUGCUUUGAAACAAGCUAAAAAAUGCGUACAGUCGUUAUCUUUGUGAUUAAAUCAAAAUCUUUCCUUUGAUAUGAUACUUCAAAACUUCCUGUGUAAUGCACCAAACUGCUCCUGAAUUGUUUGCGGGAACGCGGAAUAAAAUUAUUCCGGUUUGUAUAUAUAAGAGAGUACAUAUUAUAUAUGUAUGGACAUUAUUGAAAAUAUAAAAAUUUUCUUGUCGACUGUAAAAAUAAUAUGCGUAGAUUGAGCAUGAAAACCAAGCGUAGCAAAUCUGAAACUAGUGGUAGCGAUUCUGAGGAAAAUGGCGUCAGGCAUUUAACCAUAAGCGACAAUAACGACGAAAUGAAGAAAGGAAAGGAAAACAAGAAUACGGAAUCGCAACGCAGAGGUACAGCGAAAAAGCGCCCAGCUCGUACCCGUCAAAAAGAAACAACUGAAGAUUCUGCUCUUAAUUCUGAAGUAGAAGAUACUCAAGCUGCAGAUACGGGAGAAGAAACUAAGAAUGUCGGAAAACCUGGACCGAGCAAGAAACUCAAAAGAGAGACUCAAAAAGGCUUUUCUUUAACAAAGCAAGACGGAAACAAUGAAAAAGAGUAUGAGGUACAGAAAAUUGUAGGUCAACGUACCAUUAAAGGUCGACGUCAAUUUUUGGUCAGAUGGAAAGGAUAUGACGAAAAUUCUGAUACAUGGGAACAAGAGAAAGAUCUGAAUUGUUUAGAAUUAAUAGAAGAGUAUUUAGCUGAAAAUGCAGAAAAUGAAGAGGAUAAUUCAAGCAAUUCAAAGCAAUUGGACAGUUCUACAAAAUCAUCCAAGAAUAAAGUAACGAAAGUAGAUAAAAAAUCUAAAAAACCUAAGAAUAAUGUAAAAAAACAAACAGAAAAUGGUAAGCAAAUAACAUUAUCAGAUGAAGAAAAAAGUGGGAAGGAUGAUCAAAAAGAAUUUGAAGUUGAAAAAAUUAUAGAAGUACAUUUUAAAAAAAAUAAAACAAAAGAAUUCUUAAUUCGUUGGAAAGGAUUUACAUCAGCAGAUGAUACAUGGGAACCAGAAGAAAACUUAAAUUGUCCAGAAUUAAUUGCUAAAUUUAUGCAAAAAGUGGAAAAAGCUAAAACUACUGAAGCACGUGAGCUUCGAGCAAAUCGUCCUCAUACAAAAAGAUAUACAUUAACUACACAUGAACAUGGAAGAAGAUUAUCUCGACGAAAUAUGGACAAACAAAGAGCUACUUAUCAUGAAUGUGACGAAUAAGUGAUUGCAGAACAGUUGAAUAACUAUGAUUACAGAAAAUUUACACAUAUAUGUUAAUGCAUGUACAUAUGUGUGAUUUGCUUUUUCAAAAAAUAUCAAUAUAAGCAGUUAACCCUUUUACAGUAUAAUAACAUGAUAGGGAGCAAUUCGAAAAGUACAUACUUUUUAUCUUCCCAGUCUUCAAUUUGCAGUAAUAAAUUAGAGAAAGUAACGUUUAUUUAUUUCAUACAUAAUAAAUUUUAAUAAUCACGAUAGUUGCAACAUAGGUUGGUAUUUGAUGGUUCGCUCCAAUCUCAUGUAUUCUAUUCUUUGAAAGGGUUAAAGAUUACUAAUGUAUGUAUUACAUAUAUAUGUAUUAAAAAUAUACAGUAUUGUCCGUGGAAGUGUGUUUCGCUAUCCUUACUAGUUUUUGGGUAGAGAAUCUGAGAAAUACUGUCGGCAUUGAAUUAUAUCGUUUACUCUCGUUGUUUCUUUUUUGUUUACUCGAAUACUUAUUAAAAUAUGUUUCCUUCAAUAAGCACUCAAAUAAGAUUCUAGAUUAUAGACACACUCACGGACAGUAUUGCUAUCUUCUUAUGUUAUGUAUAUGAUUUGAUGAUGAAAAAUUCUAAUUUCUAAAAAUUUACCAUUAAAAUAAAUUUAUUAAGAAAAUAUAUGUUAUUUAAUAUCAGAUAUUUCUAAUAUUUUGUAUUUCACUCAAUACGCAUAUAUAUGCAUAUACUUAUAUACAUAUAUCACUUCAUUAAUAUUUUGUGUUAUAUACGUAAGAAUAAAAUAUUUUAAAAUAUGGCAAAAAUAUUAAAAAUAUAUGUAUAUAUAUAUAUUAGUAAUGAAUAAUAUUUUAUCUAUGAACUCCAAACAAACAUUAUUCUGUUUUAUUGUAUAUGUAAUAUAAUUAUGAAUUAAGCUGCAUGAUGUUUGAGAAUAAUUUGUAAUUGAUAUAUAUAUAUCUAUAUAUAUAUA
Messenger RNA from Heterotrigona itama, 2319 nucleotides. Lineage: Eukaryota; Metazoa; Arthropoda; Insecta; Hymenoptera; Apidae. The record is from the annotation of a GenBank genome assembly.